Molecule: messenger RNA, 4464 nt
Organism: Teleopsis dalmanni
Lineage: Eukaryota; Metazoa; Arthropoda; Insecta; Diptera; Diopsidae
Product: ankyrin-2-like
Biological process (GO): signal transduction
Molecular function (GO): protein binding
Source: RefSeq, a predicted model, not a curated record
GCGCAACCAGUAGACCCAGAUCUAACAGCUAAGCUACUUGGUCGCGGUGUUGCUGUCUCGCCAAUUGUAACUGUUGAACCACGUAGACGCAAAUUCCAUAAGGCCAUUACAUUGAGCAUGCCCGCACCUAAAGCACAUAGCCAGGGCAUGAUCAAUCAAUAUUCCGGCAAUACUCCAACUUUACGCCUUUUAUGCUCUAUUACAGGAGGACCGUCCAGAGCUCAGUGGGAAGACGUUACCGGUUCUACACCUUUGACUUUUGUCAAUGAUUGCGUGUCCUUUACUACAACUGUUUCAGCAAGAUUUUGGUUAAUGGAUUGCAGAAAUAUUGGUGAAGCAACAAGAAUGGCAACCGAACUCUACAAGGAAGUUAUACAUGUACCAUUUAUGGCCAAGUUUGUAGUUUUUGCUAAGAAAAUCGAACCGUAUGAAGCCCGCUUACGUGUGUUCUGUAUGACAGAUGAUCGGGAAGAUAAAACACUGGAAAAACAGGAGCUUUACACAGAAGUGGCGAAAAGUCGUGAUGUUGAAGUUUUAGAGGGUAAACCACAGUUUAUUGAAAUGGCUGGUAACUUGGUACCGGUAACAAAAUCCGGCGAUCAAUUACAGUUACAGUUUAAAGCAUUUCGUGAAAAUCGUUUACCAUUUACUGUACGUGUAAAGGAUCAACAUGCCGAUAUUGUUGGACGUACAUUGUUUAUGAAAGAACCGAAAGUUGCAAAAGGCGAACCACCACAACAUCCAAUUUGUAUAUUGAAUAUUGUUUUACCAGAAACAGUGAUACCAGACUCAACUACUGUAUUCUCUGAUAAAAUUUCCGCAACCUAUCGUAGCUCAUUGUUUAGUUUAAGUAAACAUCAGAAUGAUCACUAUAUUGGUGAUAUACGCAUUGUCGAUCUAUCAAAUCUUUUGGGUAAGGAUUGGGUACAAUUAGCCACUGAAAUUGGCAUCACUACAGAAGAAAUUGAUGAAAUUAUCAGCCACAAUACCGAUAGCAUUGCAAGACAAGCACAAAGCAUGAUACGCUUAUAUAAAGAUAAACCAAAUUAUGAUAUUCAUGCGCUUGAAAACGCUCUCAAGAAUAUCGGACGGGAAGAUAUAAUGAAGAAAUGCAAGAGUGGGCGUUUGUCGCAUUCUCGUGAUUUUGAUGAUACUGACAUCAUGAAAAACUCAGAAUCUGUUGAAGAGCUUGUUCGACAAGAAAGUAAACGAAUACAGCAUGAACUUGAUGAGGUUAAAUAUUCUGCUGAAGAAAAAGAGGUCGAAGAAUCAGAAUCUGAUGAGGAAAUAACAAAGCGUACAGUUGCGGAGAGGAGAGAAAAAAUUGUGAAGCGACUUUCAAUUGAACGUCAAAUACCAGCAUCUACACAAAAGAAAGAAAUAACUCGAGAAAUUACUGAAAUAAAACGUAAAAGCUUGAUCGAAGAUAAAAAGGCUAUACAUGAAUCAGAAAUAAUGAUGCAAUUACCCACUGAUAAUAUUAUUAAGUCCGCUAUUGUCCCAGAUCAAGUCAUUAAAAUGAAAAUGGGAAAAAUGGAUUCUACAGAUAUUAGCAAAAGUGAUUUUGACAAAGAACUUACACAUAAAUUCAAAACGUCCGGUCGAAGUUCCGAAGAAGAUGACUCUUUAAUAGAACAAAAACGUCCAGAAAGUGUUGAUAAUUUAAAAAUAGUAGCAGAUAUAAUAUCAGCUGAGAAACCUAGUAAAUUACAAUCUCCAAUUGAGGAUAUGGCUACCCAAAUAAGUGAUACUAUGCAAGAUACAAAAAAACUAACUGAGGACUUUUUGAAUGUAGAAAAACAAACCCAACUUCCUUCAGAUAUCACCAUAACCGAAAAGUUUGUUGAAGAAGUUAAGGAAAAAUUCGAGCAAAAACCAACUAAAUCUAUUCCUACUCCAACAGAAAAGAUAUCGGCAGAUGCUGCAGAAAAAGAAACAAAAAAGGUUGAAAGCAUUGUUUCUGCUUUCGAAAUAACUAAAGAUGCUAAUAAUAUUGAGAAGAAAAAAAGUGAACAUAUAUCAACAGUUAAAACUAUACAUACAGAUAACGUUGUUACAGAAACAAUAUUAAUUUCCGAAACAGUUAAACCAAGCGAAACACAGAAAAAACAAGAGAAAGUUGAAGUGGUUGAGAAGCAGGAGAGUAAGAAAAUCGGAGAUAAAAUCGCCGAUUUUGAAGCUAAAUCCAAAAUUCCAAAGCUUAUAAGAAGACCAUCAGAUGAAACGAAAAUCACUACCGUAGGACCAGCAGCAGCACCACGAAAAAUGGUAACAACUGAAAAAUCUUUAGAGGAGAAGAAAGACGGCAAAAAAGAUGCACCGGAAAAAACUGAAAUUAAUGCCAGAAAACUUACUGAAGAUUUUAUAACAAUGGAACAAAAAUCACAAAUACCAGCGCCUAGAAAAAUUAAAACAGAUAUUCAAAAAGUAAAUGAAACUAUUAAGCAAAUAACUGAAACAACUGUAGGGGUACCAGUUGUACAACAAAGAAAGUCUUUAUUGGAAGAAACUGAACAAAAGCAACCCGUAGAGAAACCAAAAGUGCAGGAACAACAAAAAAAAGAAGAAAUUAUAAAGUCCGUCACAGAAGACGAAAAAGUUUUAAUCACAACUAGAACUGAAGAACCUGUUAAAGUAGAAACUCUUGACAAGUCCGUUGAUAAAAAAAUUUCUUCUAUAGAUGUUCAACUAGAGAAAGCAAGAGUCAUUGAUGCAAAGAAAUUGACGCAUGAUUUUCUCAGCAUGGAACAACAGACACAGUUACCAGUCACAGUAACAAAAAUUCCAGUUUUGAAGGAUGAAUUCAAAGGGUUAGCUGGAAAAGUUAAAACAGGUGUUACAGAAGAAAUAUCUAUUCCUGAAGAUGAACACAUAGCACCUUUCGCAGAAAAGCCACUUGAAGAUUUAAUAAAGAUAACAAGUGAAAUAAUGACUACUGUACCAAGUUUCCCAUUAGAUGAAUCUAUUUGUUUCACUCAAGGUACUUUCAAAGAUCAAACCGAAAUGUGGAGUGAGGAAAGAAAGAAAGUUGAGGAAACUACAAAAGAUACAAUUAAAGAUACUUUCAAAUCUGUAAAGCAUGAAGUAGUUGAAAAACCGGUAGAAGAUUUAGCAAAAAUCACAAGUAAUAUAACCUCAACAAUUCCUGUUACAGAAACACAAAAAACUGUUUUUGAAACAGUAGAUACAGUCAAGAAAACUGUUGAGAAAGAGUCGGUUGAUUUUAUGAAAACAUUUAAGACUGAUGCAUAUAGUAAAGUAGAGGAAUUAUCAGAUGUCGUGAAAGAUGCUAAAGAAAAUAUUAUACAGACCAAAGAAACUGUUGAUAUUACAACUAAGAAAGAAAUUUCUAAAAUAAGCGAACCCUUUGAAGAAAUAAAAGAUACUUUUAAAACUGUUACCGAAACUGUAAGAGAAAGUUAUGAUACAAAAAAAGAGGCUGUCAAAGAAGAAGCCUCAAAGGUGUUUGCACCUUUGGCAACAACAGUAACAACCCCAAAAAUUGAAACCAAACAAUUUAUAGAUGAUUUUAAACCAACUGAAGAGACAAAGGAAGCUACAAGUAAACUUGUCGAGUCUGUCAAAAAACUAGAAGAUGCAAUUUCAAUCGUUGGUAAAUCUCUAGAUGGUAUUGAAACUGCUGCACCUAUAAUUGAUGAAGGUAAAGUAGCUGCUAUGACAACUAGAAAAUUAACAGAAGACUUUCUAAAUAUGGAACAAAAAACACAACUUCCUGCUGAAAUGAUACAAACACGACAACAAAUUGAAAAUAUACAAUUUGAAAAAAUGUCGACUUUACCUUUAAAAGAAGAUAAAGAAAUCAAAAUAAAGGAAACUAUAGGAGUAACGGUUCCAGAAAAAGUACUCGAUAUAGAAAUAAUACCAAAGGAAAGUACCAAAGUUACUGUACCAGAAAAAGUACUUGAUAUAGAAAUGGCGGCAAAGGAAAGUAUCAAAGUUACUGUACCAGACAAAGUUCUUGAUAAAGAAAUUAUACCAAAGGAAAGUAUCAAAGUUACUGUACCAGAAAAAGUGAUAGAUUCUGUUAAAGAUACAGUUAAAAUAGUUUCAACAGUAGAUACCACAAAAGAUGCUCUAAAACUUACCAGUGAAUUUUUAACAAUGGAACAACGUACCCAAUUACCGAGUGAACAAAAAUGGUCUAUUGAAAUUGAAACAACGACCUUAAUUAGCGAUGAACUAGCACCGCCAAUGCCAAUUGAGCCACGUAAAUCACUUACUGAUGCUGAAUUUUGCAAAUCUGUACAAGAAACCAUUACCAAAAAAAUGAGCGAAGGCUUAAUUGAAAUCAGUGAUGAGCUUAAAAUGAAAGAAGCUGAUAUACCACAUUCCCAAACUCCACCCCCUACACCAAUUGAUAUUAAGAGCGAAAAACACGAAGAAGAGCAAGUAUUGCAUACUACUUCCGAUAUUAAAGGUUAGUCCUUGUGUACUAAAUUUGAA